AGCGCGGGGGCCGGGGGUUUGAACGGAGGGUCUCCCUCGCCCGCAGGACUGCGUCGGCUGCGGCGGGUGCGGGAGGCGGCGACGGCCGAGGCAGGCGUCGGGGCCGGCCGGUUGAGGCUGGCGCGGUGGGCGCUGGGGGCGCUGCCCCUGAGGCAAUGAUGGGCAAGGAGGAGGAGAUUGCGCGCAUCGCCCGGAGGCUGGACAAGAUGGUGACCAAGAAGAGCGCGGAGGGAGCCAUGGACCUGCUGCGGGAGCUGAAGGCCAUGCCGGUCACUCUGCACCUGCUCCAGUCCACCCGGGUCGGCAUGUCUGUCAACGCCCUGCGGAAGCAGAGCUCCGACGAGGAGGUCAUCGCGCUCGCCAAGUCCCUCAUCAAGUCCUGGAAGAAGCUCCUGGAUGCUUCGGAUGCCAAAGCCAGGGAGCGGAGGAGGGGCGGGCCUCCACCCACGUCCUCGGAGGGCUCCGAGGCCAAGGAUGCCAGCCGCAAGAGGCCGGAGCUGCCCAGGAUGCUGUCGGCCCCGAGGAUGACCACGUUUCCCCCGGUGCCGGUCACCUGCGACGCCGUGCGGAACAAGUGCCGGGAGAUGCUCACAGCCGCCCUGCAGACGGACAAUGACCACGUGGCCAUCAGUGCGGACUGCGAGCGCCUUUCGGCCCAGAUUGAGGAAUGCAUCUUCCGGGACGUGGGGAACACGGACAUGAAGUACAAGAACCGCGUCCGGAGCCGCAUCUCCAACCUCAAGGACGCCAAGAACCCGGACCUGCGGCGCAACGUGCUGUGCGGCUCCAUCACGCCGCAGCAGAUCGCCGUGAUGACGUCGGAGGAGAUGGCCAGCGACGAGCUGAAGGAGAUCCGCAAGGCCAUGACCAAGGAGGCCAUCCGCGAGCACCAGAUGGCCCGCACGGGCGGCGCGCAGACCGACCUGUUCACCUGCGGCAAGUGCAGGAAGAAGAGCUGCACCUACACGCAGGUGCAGACCCGCAGCUCCGACGAGCCCAUGACCACGUUCGUCGUCUGCAACGAGUGCGGGAACCGCUGGAAGUUCUGCUGAGCCCUGUGCAGGCGUGCGGGCGGCAGCCCACCGCCCUUCCCGCUUCCUGCCGCCACAGCCUCUCCGGAGAUCUGCUCCGUGCCCCACCUGCACCUGCAGCACACCUCUCUCCCUUCCCCCAAUCAUUAAAUGUUCCUUUUUGCCAC
Molecule: messenger RNA, 1198 nt
Organism: Phyllostomus discolor (pale spear-nosed bat)
Lineage: Eukaryota; Metazoa; Chordata; Mammalia; Chiroptera; Phyllostomidae
Gene: TCEA2
Product: transcription elongation factor A2
Exons: 10
Coding region: 156-1052 (298 amino acids)
Biological process (GO): DNA-templated transcription; transcription elongation by RNA polymerase II
Cellular component (GO): nucleus
Molecular function (GO): zinc ion binding; nucleic acid binding
Source: RefSeq, a predicted model, not a curated record